Messenger RNA from Girardinichthys multiradiatus, 2601 nucleotides. Its product is annotated as serine incorporator 1-like. The record is from RefSeq and is a predicted model, not a curated record. The transcript is spliced from 10 exons. Gene Ontology annotation, cellular component: membrane. NCBI's taxonomy places the organism in Eukaryota, Metazoa, Chordata, Actinopteri, Cyprinodontiformes, Goodeidae. The coding region runs from base 111 to 1487 and encodes 458 amino acids.
CCUUUACUUUGAAAGGAACCGACGGAUAUCCGUUUUGUAUUGUUUCUUCCGGGACGUUUGGAGUUGUUUGAGUUGUUACGUUUCUUGGCCGAACGGAGAAAUAAACCAUAAUGGGAGCUUGUUUGGCUCUGAGUUCCCUCGCCAGCUGUGCGUCCUGUUUGUGCGGCUCGGCCUCCUGCCUUUUGUCAUCAUGCUGCCCGUCCACAAACAACUCAACCAUCAGCCGGCUGGCUUUCUCCUUCCUGCUGCUGCUGGGAACGCUGGUGUCCAUCAUUAUGAUUCUUCCAGGCAUGGAGGAACAUCUUAAAAAGAUUCCAGGUUUCUGUGUGGGCGGCACAAGCAUACCUGGCAUAAAGAACCAUGUGAACUGUGACGUCAUCGUGGGCUACAAGUCCGUGUACCGCGUGUGCUUCGCCAUGGCCUGCUUCUUCUUCCUUUUCUCCAUCAUCAUGAUCCGAGUGCGCAGCAGCAAGGACCCCCGUGCUUCCAUCCAGAACGGGUUCUGGUUCUUCAAGUUUCUGGCUUUGGUUGGCCUAACUGUGGGAGCCUUCUUCAUCCCUGAUGGCACCUUUACUACUGUGUGGUAUUACUUCGGCGUAGUCGGCUCCUUCAUCUUUAUCAUCAUCCAGCUCAUCCUGCUGGUUGACUUUGCACAUUCCUGGAACCAGUCCUGGCUGGAGAAAGCAGAAAAUGGAAACAAAAAGUGCUGGUUUGCAGCUCUCCUGUCAUUCACCUUCAUCACCUAUGCUCUGGCUUUUACUGCUGUUGUCCUCUUCUAUGUGUUUUACACCCAACCGGACGACUGUACGGAGCACAAGGUCUUCAUCAGCCUCAAUCUCUUCUUCUGCAUCGCUGUGUCUAUUGUGGCCAUUUUGCCCAAAGUUCAGGAGGCUCAGCCCACUUCAGGCCUGCUCCAGGCUUCUGUCAUCUCGCUUUAUACCAUGUAUCUCACCUGGUCAGCCAUGACCAACAACCCCAACAAACAGUGUAACCCCAGUCUGUUGAGUUUGGUCCAGCCCAGCAGUCCCACUCCACCACCGGGCCCCGCUCAAGCUCCAGGAUACGUGCAGUGGUGGGACGCGCAGAGCAUUGUGGGACUCCUCGUCUUCUUGUUCUGCACACUUUAUGCCAGCAUCCGCUCCUCCAACAACGCCCAAGUGAACAAGCUGAUGCAGACGGAGGAAACCCAGGGUUUGACCGCCGACCAGGAGGCUUCAGUGGGGGAGGACGGAGUCCGGCGUGCCGUGGACAAUGAGGAGGAUGGUGUAACCUACAGCUACACGUUCUUCCACUUCAGCCUCUGUCUGGCCUCUCUCUACAUCAUGAUGACCCUCACUAACUGGUACAAACCCAACUCCGACUAUGAGACCAUGCAGACCUCCAUGCCAGCUGUCUGGGUGAAGAUCAGCUCCAGCUGGCUCAGUUUGGGCCUCUACCUUUGGACCCUGGUGGCUCCGCUGGUGCUUCCUGAUCGAGACUUCAACUAAAAAUACUCAAGUUGCUAGGCUGAAAUGAGCUUCAUCUUAUAAUGCUUUGUUUUCAUAUUCUCCAUUCCAGUGCUAAUAUACAAUACUGACUGCUACUGUUUGUAGGUAUGAGAUGUUCAUUUUAGAAGUGCAGGGUAACGGAUUGACUUUAAGCUUUAAUCACAUUCCAGUUUCCACCUCAGGUGAAUGGUUUUUCUUCACUGUUAGAAAUAGUUACUGUUGUUUUUUUGGUUCUUUUGACAAAUAUUUAAUUUGUUAAAAUUGUAUACUGUUUUUUUGUUGUAGCUAAUAUUAACAGAAGUGCCUUAUUGUAUUCUUGACACAAAUAAUUCACAGCGACCACUUGAUCAAUUUCCUUCCUUUACAACCUUCUGCUUUAUGUCUUAGCAGAGUAAAGAUCUAAUGCUAUCCUGUAGGUGAUGCUGUUGUCCUUUUGAUUUAACGUUCUUUAUAUUCCAUUUGUUUGAAUUUCAAAUAUUUUCAAUCUUUUAUUUCCUGUUUAUUUUAGCCAUUUUUUUCUCCUAUUCCUCAAUGCCACCAUGUUAGGCUAGAAGGGAUGCCCAGACGCCGUACUGCUCUUCCUUCAGUGAUCACAUGAUUCUGUUCAAAUGUGAUUUACUGUAUUUCUCACUGGUGAAACACACGUAAACAAUGUGCAAUCACAAGAGCAUCGUGAACUGGAUGCUGAAGUAAAGCUGUUCUAAGCAAAAACUUCACUCAAGGCUUUAGUUGUGGUCAGAUGAGCAGUGACUGCUGGGACAUCUGGUGGUAAAUCCCAGAUGCUAAAACUACAACAUAACUGCAGGUCCUCGUAUACACACAGUGGUGACAGAUCUUUCAUUCAAGGUCAAAUCUUUGACCUCCUCCCCCUAUUUUCAUUCGCUGUGUGUCCAUUUAAUAAAAAAUAGUUGAAAUGAUAAAUACAAUGUUCAACGAAACAAGUUUAAGCCACUUCAGUUUGUGUGCUUUUUUACAUAUCAGCCAAAAAUAUUUUCCUAGAGAGAUUGUUUUAUAAUACUGUUAAAGUUAAUCUAUAAAAUAAUGCAACUGAAUGUCAGAUUCUUUUGUUUGCUUCACCAAUAAAGAAAAAAUGGUUUUCUUUAUGCAAAUCCAA